Molecule: messenger RNA, 933 nt
Organism: Toxorhynchites rutilus septentrionalis
Lineage: Eukaryota; Metazoa; Arthropoda; Insecta; Diptera; Culicidae
Product: methionine--tRNA ligase-like
Exons: 3
Coding region: 1-933 (310 amino acids)
Biological process (GO): methionyl-tRNA aminoacylation
Cellular component (GO): cytosol; aminoacyl-tRNA synthetase multienzyme complex
Molecular function (GO): ATP binding; methionine-tRNA ligase activity
Source: RefSeq, a predicted model, not a curated record
AUGAAUAAAUAUAUUCUCGCGAGAAACGCAUUGUUGAAUCCGUACCUUUCGUUGCGUGAGUGGGUGGAUCGAUCCGCACGCGUUAUCGCCCGGGCCUGGUUGAAGGAAGGUCUUAAAUCACGCUGCAUCACUCGGGUUCUCAAAUGGGGUAUUCCUGUGCCACUUGAAGGCUACGAGGACAAGGUGUUCUAUGUGUGGUUCGAUGCACCGAUUGGUUACAUUUCCAUGACCAGUCGCUAUUGCAAGGAAUGGCAGCAAUGGUGGCAACCGGAUGAAAGCACGAAAAUUGAUCAGUAUCAGUUCAUGGCGAAGGAUAAUGUUCCCUUUCAAUCGGUCAUGUUUCCGGCUAGUCUUAUUGGGAUCAACAAAGGCCACACGCUGGUGUCUCACAUCAUGGCAACGGAGUAUCUCAACUAUGAGGAUGGCAAGUUUAGCAAGAGUUGCGCUGUUCUGUUCAACAAAAUUGAGCAGACCAAGAUCGAUGAGCUCAAGAAGAAAUACGCUGGAGUGCAGCAAAACACGGAGGCCAAACCCGUCGCAGCCAAGACCCCUACUGCCAGCAGCAAACUGUUCACCUCUCUCAAGGAAGCCCAGAAGGCAGUGGACGAACAGGCGGCGAAGGUGCGCAGAAUUAAAACUACCAGAGUAGACAAGUGCGUCUUCCAGCCGGAGGUUAACAUUCUCCUCGAACUGAAGAAGCAACUGCAAGCCCUAAGUCAACCGAGAACCUCAGAAAGCGCUCCCUCUCCGGUAGAUAGUCCUGUUGCCAUUGUCAAAGCUAAUCCAGAGGCGAUCAAAUCAUUGGAAGCGGAAAUCGCACAACAAGGAGAGAAAGUGCUUUCAGAUAGUGGAACUUCUGAAUCGCUGGCACAUCGGUGUUCGAAUGAAUCAGAGCUAAGAACACGUUCAUGGAAACCCACCAAUUGCAUAUAG